This is a messenger RNA of Nannospalax galili (Upper Galilee mountains blind mole rat), 930 nucleotides long. Its product is annotated as olfactory receptor 502-like. The transcript has a single exon. Gene Ontology annotation, biological process: sensory perception of smell; G protein-coupled receptor signaling pathway. Gene Ontology annotation, cellular component: membrane. Bases 1 to 930 code for a protein of 309 amino acids. Gene Ontology annotation, molecular function: olfactory receptor activity; G protein-coupled receptor activity; odorant binding. Lineage: Eukaryota; Metazoa; Chordata; Mammalia; Rodentia; Spalacidae. The record is from RefSeq and is a predicted model, not a curated record.
AUGGAUUUCCUGCAGACUUGGAACCACACUUCACUGACACAGUUCAUUUUACUUGGCUUAACAGAUGACCCAGUCCUUCGAGUCAUCCUCUUCAUCAUCAUCCUGUGCAUCUACCUGGUGACUUUGUCUGGAAACCUCAGCACAAUCUUUCUAAUCAGAAUCUCUCCUCAGCUCCAUCACCCCAUGUACUUUUUUCUGAGCCACUUGGCUUCUACCGACAUAGGCAUUUCAUCUUCUGUCACACCCAACAUGCUUGUUAACUUCCUGGUGAAAAGCAAUAGCAUCUCCUAUCUUGGGUGUGUCACCCAGCUUGACUCAGCUGCUUUCUUUGGGACACUUGAGUCCUACCUUCUGGCUGUCAUGGCUUAUGAUCGCUUUGUGGCCAUCUGUAGUCCACUGCUUUAUUCAACCAAAAUGUCCACACAAGUUUGUAACUGGUUAGUUGUGGGAUCAUAUGCAGGAAGUUUUCUAAAUGCUUCCUCCUUUACCUUUUCCUUCUUUUCUUUUCUCUUCUGUGGACCAAACAGAAUCAACCACUUUUUCUGUGAUUUUGCUCCUUUAGUUGAACUUUGCUGUUCUGAUGUCAGGGUCCCCACAGCUGUUACCUCACUUUCUGCAGGCACUGCCGCUCUCAGCACAGUGUUAGUCGUAGCUGUCUCCUAUACCUACGUCCUCAUCACCAUCCUGAAGAUGCGCUCCACUGAGGGCCGCCAGAAGGCUUUCUCCACCUGCACCUCCCAUCUCACUGUGGUCACUCUAUACUAUGGGACUGUCACAUUCAUUUAUGUGAUGCCGAAGUCCAGCUACUCCACUGACCAGAACAAGUUGGUUUCUGUGUUCUAUAUGGUGUUGAUCCCCAUGUUGAACCCUCUCAUCUACAGCCUGAGGAAUAAUGAGAUUAAGGGAGCUCUGAAGAGACAACUUGGUUAG